AAAAUUAAAAUAUAAAAUGAUUUGAUAAACUAAAUUGUGAUAAAAUUUUGCAUUUUUCCAAUAAGUAUCAUUUUACAUCAUUCUAUGUUUCUCAUUUUAUCAACUUUAAUUCAGAAAAUGUAACUGAUAUCGGACUCAAACUUCUCGUUAAACUGAUAAACAAAUGUCUCCUAGAGGUAUUCAUUAUAGAGGAGGACCAACAAGAGGUGGACCUGGAUGGGGGCCGGGGGGACGCGGUGGUCCGAUGCGAGGAGGACCUCAUGGGGGUAGAGGUGGACCUCCUGGAGGUCGAGGUGGACCACAUGGAGGGCGAGGGGGACUACCAGGAGGUCGAGGGGUGCAACCAGGAGGUCGAGGGGGACCACCAGGAGGUCGAGGGAGACCACCAGGAGGCCGAGGUGAACCACCUGGUGGUCGAGGUGGACCGUCUGCAGGUCGAGGUGGACCACCUGGAGGCUUUGGUGGACCACCUGGAGGUCGAGGUGGACCACCUGGAGGUCGUGGUGGACCAAAUGGUGGUCGUGGUGGAUCUUUUAGAAGUGGACCUUCUUUAGGCAUCGGGGGACCAUCUGAAAAUAUAGGUGGUCCGCCUGGUGGUAGAGGGGGACCCUCUGGAUUUCAAGGUCGAGGAGGUCCAACCAGGGGUGGUCAUGGUGGACCAACCCGUGGUGGACCAUCUUCAAACAGAGGUGGUCCAAGUAAUUUUGAUGGAUCCCAGGGACGCGGAGGGUUCGACGGGAUGGGUCGAGGUGUGCGAGGAGGACGAGGAGGUUUAUCUCAGAGAGGUUUAGAAAACGAAGGUCGGGCCCAGGCUGCAGGGCGAGGAUUACGAAGAUCUGGAGGACAGAAUAGAGGACGAGAUGAUCCUCCUGCUAGAGAUAGAUCACGGCAUCAUGAUGAUCAUCCGAUGUCUAGAAACCAGAACGGGUUGAGAAGAGAAGAAGAUGGAAGAAGAGAACAUGAGAGAAGAAGAGAAGGAUCGGGAGGGAGGGAUGGAUCGGGAAGAAGAAGGGAAAAUGAUUAUGGUCGGGAGUCAAGAAGGGAUGAUUAUCGGGAUAACGAAAGAUCCAGGUAUGAUGAGAGAAGUAGAGAGGAUGACAGAGCCCUACCUAGAGAUCAUGUCACCUCAUCCUCUCUUUAUCCAUCAGUCCUGGGUCUAAAGGCUCCCACUCCCUCCCUCCAACCCUAUACUGCCGCUCCACCACCUUUCCUGUCUGUAGGAGCAGCUCCUCAAGUUCUACCUUACCCGGGAUAUCCAGGACUUCUCGGAGCUGCAUAUGUUCCUGCUCAACCUUUACCUGGAGCCACAUACAUCUCUACCCGACCAGUAGUACCUGGAGCAGUUUAUGAUCCUUCCUCAACCUAUCCUGGUCCAACCUUUACCCAACCCGGAGCUCCGGUUUAUGCCUCUACUUUAACCCUAUCUGGGAUACCGAUGUUUGCUCCUGGAGCAGCGAUGCCAACCCUGCCGAUCCUUCCAACCCAUCCUUUAGCAUCCGGAUACAACACUGUUCCUAGCCUUUACAAUCCUGUUCCUAGUGGAAACAAUUCUGUUUCUAGCGGAGCUGUACCAUCAGUUCCUAGUUCAAGUCAAUACACUACACCUAAUACAUCUGGAGUAAUGACGAGCACUGGUAGAGCAAUGUCUCCAACAGGACUUGAAGCUCUGGAAUUUAUAAAAUCUUGUUCUAAACCCGCUCAGGAAGAUUUAUUCUCACAGUGUAGUUUCUGUCCCGAGGUUCAUUCCUCAGUUGGUCUUCAAGAUCAUCUUUACGAUAAACAUUCAAGGAAGUUAUUUAUCUGUUUAAAACAAAGGAAGGGUAGAACCUGUAAAAUAUCCUUCCUGCACGUGUACGAGCUGACCAACCACAUGGUGGAGUGCCACAGCCUCGACACCUUCAACGUGGACAAGCUGGUGGACCGAGGGGAGCUCCGGGUCCCGGACAACCUCACCCUCUUCAUCUGCAGGAGCUGUCCCAAGAAGGUUGGACAGUUCAUGGAAAAGAUCGAGCUUAUUUAUAAACAUAUUGAAAACCAUCACCCGGAGAACAAAACCAACCCGAAUACUCUGAUCAGGUUUGAGUGUAGAGCCUGCCAUAACUAUGAACUGAAUGAUAAAGAACAUCAGGAGGCUCAUAUAGCUAGACGGCAUGAGAAGUAUAUGGGACUAGACCCAGAAUUCUUUACUCAGGGGGGUUCCGGGGGGUCAUCCAGAGAUCAUUCAUCCCAAGGGAGACCAGAGUCAUCCAGGGACCGUUCAUCCCCGGGAAGAUAUGAAUCAUCCAGAGGUCAGUCAUCCAAAGGAAGUGAAUCAUUUAAGAGUUAUUCAUCACAACCAUUAUCAGAGUCAUCCCAGUCGAGAUCAGCUUUUCAGGAGGAUGAGAGAAGACUACUAGAUAUAGAACGUGAGAGACAAGGACUUAAACGUGAUGAACAUCAAUCCUACGGGCGAUCUCCGUCCCCGAAACGAGGUCGAUUCUCCUCCAAUUCGUCCUUGACGGAGAUCCCGGGAACUAGAAUACAGAGUUCGGACUCCGACUCUGAUAUAAAGAUAACCAGAGGCGUGUUCAAAUCUCCGGAUGAGAAGUCUCAUGGGAGCUCCGGACCUAGAGAUCGAACGGAACGAAAGAAAACCGGUUCCGAUGAUGAGAUCGUGAUCCUACCCAGAGCUGGACCUGGAACCCACCCGGAUGCACUAGGAGACCAGGGAACCAGUGAUAGGGUUCGGUGCCGGAUGUGUCCGCCCGGUCUCGUGCUUAAAACCGACCUGGAGCACGAUCGAAUACACGCACACCUCAUGUUCCGGUGUGCAGCCUGCUCGCAUACUACAGAGGAUUAUUACAGGAUGAAGAACCAUAUUAUUCAACUUCACAGGGUUAAAGAUGAAAACAUCAUAAGGGAGAGUAUCCUGGUCCCUGCUGAAGCUGAGAGUUUAAUCUCCCUGGUGUGUGGUAUACCUGGAUGUGAUGAGAGCUAUGUUGGUCAACCUAGAUCUGUCUUGGACAAACAUAUUCUUCAAACACACGAAAACUAUCUUCAGGUUGGAAGUGGAAAGAAUCUCCAAGAGAAAUGUAGAAUCUGUCUUCUAAUGUUUCAAUCUCAUAGAUCUGCUGUUGAUCAUGUGACCAGCGUUCAUAGAGACUCCAGGUCUUAUUCUGAUACAGAACCUAGAUCCAGGGAUACAGAACCUAAAUCCAGGGAUACAGAACAUAGAUCCAGGGAUACAGAACCCAGAUUCAGGGAUACAGAACCCAGAUUCAGGGAUACAGAACCUAGAUCCAGGGAUACAGAACCCAGAUCCAGGGAUACAGAACCUAGAUCCAGGGAUACAGAACCCAGAUCUAGGGAUACAGAACCCAGAUCCAUGGAUAUAAAGCCCAGAUCCAGGGAUAUAGAACACAGAUCCAGGGAUACAGAACCUAGAUCCAGGGAUACAGAACCUAGAUCCAGGGAUACAGAACCUAGAUCCAGGGAUACACAACCUAGAUCCAGGGAUACAGAACCCAGAUCCAUGGAUACAGUGUCUAGAUCCAGGGAUACAGAACCUAGAUCCAGGGAUACAGAACCUAGAUCCAGGGAUACAGAACCCAGAUCCAGGGAUACAGAACCCAGAUCCAGGGAUACAGAACCUAGAUCUAGGGAACCAGAGACUAGAUCUAAGUUUGUUCCAUCUCAACUAAAACCUAAGAUCAAAAUAACUCUGAAAAUGUGAAUCUUCAUGGUUCCUAGUCAACUAACUUGUGCAUUUAUUAAAUUUAGUUUAUUUCCAACUUUAAAGGAAGUUUUGUUUUAGCAAAAUGUUUUGAAAAACUCUAGAUUGUUGUCAACAUUGAACAGUUAUGAAAAAAACUAUUCUGUUUGCCAUUACUACAGUGAUAACCAUAAAACUCUGGAAAAUAACGAUGACUUACAGACUCAAGUUAUGACUUUAAAUUGUUCAAUAACAUGAAACACUGCAGCAAUCCCGUUUCACUAAAUAAGUGAUUUAAUAAGGGUCUAGUGAAACUUUUUGCUUUAAACAACAUCAAAUUUACUUGAAUAUUCUUCAUAUUCCACAGUUUUCUGGUUCUCACUGUAAAUAUCUGUAAAGAUGUCAAUUGUUUAGUUAUUAAAUAUUUUUUAAAUGAUAAAACCGCCAACUGAAAUUUUCUUUUUCGUAUAUGAUAGUCGUACACAUUAAAUGGUUACAUCUGUGAUUGUAAAAUUGAGUAUCAAGUAGAUCUGAAUUCGUCAUUUUUAAUGCGAUAUAAUUUGUUUACAUUCUGUAGUGUUAUUGUUAUUGUUUUACUCAAUA
Molecule: messenger RNA, 4294 nt
Organism: Eurytemora carolleeae
Lineage: Eukaryota; Metazoa; Arthropoda; Copepoda; Calanoida; Temoridae
Exons: 8
Coding region: 164-3712 (1182 amino acids)
Source: RefSeq, a predicted model, not a curated record